Scylla paramamosain (green mud crab) is the source of this 2266-nucleotide messenger RNA. RefSeq names its product hemocyanin subunit-like. The record is from RefSeq and is a predicted model, not a curated record. The coding region runs from base 92 to 2125 and encodes 677 amino acids. Lineage: Eukaryota; Metazoa; Arthropoda; Malacostraca; Decapoda; Portunidae. The transcript has 3 exons. Gene Ontology annotation, molecular function: oxidoreductase activity.
AGGAGGCGGAUAAGAGGUGGGGGAGGGGGUCUCCUCUUUAUGUAUAAAUAUCGUGCUGGGCGUGUUUUCGUCACUGUUGAGUCCAGUCGAGAUGAAGCUCGUGGUUCUCUGUGCUCUGGUGGCGGCAGCCGCCGCAUGGCCCAACUUCGGAAUGAUGGCAGACUCCCCUGGAGGAGCUUCUGACGCCCAGAAGCAGCACGAUGUCAACAGCAUCCUGUGGAAAGUUUACGAGGAGAUCCGCGAUCCCCAUCUGAAGGAGCUUUCCCAGACCUUCGAUCCUCUUUCCGGUCACUAUGAUGACGAUGGUGUCUCCGCCAGGCGACUCAUGCAGGAGCUCAACGACGAGCGCCUACUGGAGCAGAAGCACUGGUUCUCGCUCUUCAACACCCGCCAGCGGCAGGAGGCUCUCAUGCUCUACGACGUGCUCGAACACUCCACAGACUGGGACACCUUCGCUGGCAACGCCGCCUUCUUCCGCGUUCGCAUGAACGAGGGCGAGUUCGUCUACGCCAUUUACGCUGCCGUCACACACUCUCCUCUGACACAACACGUGGUGCUGCCGCCCCUCUAUGAGGUUACUCCUCACCUCUUCACCAACAGCGAGGUCAUUCAAGAAGCCUACAAGGCCAAGAUGACACAGACUGCCGCCAAGAUCAAGUCCCACUUCACCGGCAGCAAGAGCAACCCAGAGCAGCGUGUGGCCUACUUCGGCGAGGACAUCGGCAUGAACACCCACCACGUCACCUGGCAUUUGGAAUUCCCCUUCUGGUGGGACGAUACCCAUGAGGACCACCACAUUGAGCGCAAGGGCGAGAGCUUCUUCUGGGUCCAUCAUCAGCUCACCGUUCGCUUCGACGCCGAGCGUCUGUCUAACUACUUGGACCCCGUCAACGAACUCCACUGGGACGACAUGAUCUACGAGGGCUUCGCUCCCCACACUAUGUACAAGUACGGUGGCUACUUCCCCUCACGACCAGACAAAGUGCACUUUGAAGACGUCGACGGUGUAGCGCGUGUGCGCGACAUGUUGAUCCUGGAAAGCCGCAUCAGGGAUGCCAUCGCUCACGGCUAUUUUACCGGCAAGGACGGGUCUGUCAUCAGCAUCAGAGACUCUCAUGGCAUCGACGUACUUGGUGACGUGAUUGAGUCCUCCACUUACAGCCCCAACCCCGAGUAUUACGGCUCCCUGCACAACACCGCUCAUGUCAUGCUUGGCCGCCAGGGUGACCCUCACGGCAAGUUUGCCCUCCCUCCCGGUGUCCUGGAGCACUUCGAGACCGCCACGCGCGACCCUGCUUUCUUCCGCCUCCACAAGUACAUGGACAAUAUCUUCAGAGAACACAAAGACAGUCUUCCACCCUACACCAAGGAGGAACUCGAAUUCCCUGGAGUCACCGUUGACAGCGUGUCCUUGAGCAACCGCCUUGAGACUUACUUCGAGGACUUCGAGUAUAGUCUUAUCAACGCCGUCGACGACACCACUGACAUCGAAGACGUACCUAUUAGUACUAUUGUUUCUCGUCUGGCACACAAAGAUUUCACCGCUACAGGUGUCAUCACCAACAGUAACCCCACUGAGGUGAUGGCCACUGUGCGUAUCUUCGCCUGGCCAAAAUAUGACAACAACCACGUUGAGUUCUCUUUCAACGACGGACGCUGGAACGCCAUUGAAUUUGACAAGUUCUGGGUUAAGUUGGCUCCUGGACAGAACUCCAUCACACGCUCCAGUAAGGACUCUUCAGUCACAGUUCCUGAUGUGCCCAGCUUCCAGACUCUCAUCGACAAGGCUAAUGAAGCCCUGAGCUCCGGCUCAGAUCUCAACCUCGAUGAGUACGUUAGCGGCCUUGGACUACCCAACAGAUUCCUCCUUUCUAAGGGCAAGUCUGAGGGUAUGACCUUCCAUUUGGUGGUGUUUGUCUCCGAUGGCUCUAAGGACAUGGCUGUUGAGGGACUGCAUGAGUCCACUUCCUUCAACCACUACGGUUGCCACGAUGGCACAUACCCUGACAAGCGCUCUCAUGGCUAUCCGCUGGACCGCCGCGUUGACGAUGAACGCAUUAUAACUAGCCUCGGCAACUUCAAGGCCAUGGACGUUGAGGUGUACCAUGUAGAAAAGGAGGAGUAAACGGCGCCUUGUUCAACACACACACACACACACACACACACACACACACACACACACACACACACACACACAUGUGCGCGCGCACAUUGUCUUCAUUGGACCUGCGCAAGAAAAUAAUAAUAAAAUAUAUAUAUAUAUAUA